This is a messenger RNA of Panicum virgatum (switchgrass), 519 nucleotides long. Its product is annotated as U1 small nuclear ribonucleoprotein C-like. Lineage: Eukaryota; Viridiplantae; Streptophyta; Magnoliopsida; Poales; Poaceae. The record is from RefSeq and is a predicted model, not a curated record. The coding region runs from base 1 to 519 and encodes 172 amino acids. The transcript has a single exon.
AUGGGCGGGGCGCCUCCGGCCCCCUCCGCGCGGGCUUGGACGGGUGUCGGGCGGGUCGCUGUUGCCCACGUCGAGCACAGGCCGAUCGUGCCGGCCCCUCGCGCGACCUCGGGCAGGUGCCCGCCGGCCAAUGCGAGCGCAGGGCCGCGGCCGCGAGGCGGGACACCGCCGGCCCCCUACGGCGCGGAUCUGCGCCCCGCCGCCGCCGCAAGCUCACAAGCUCCAGUAGCCGCCGCCGCAGUCACAGCUUUCCCCAGCCGCUUCUUGUCCUCCUCCUUGCCGGCGCUGGUCCUGCCGCCUCCGCCCCUGCCCGAGGGGAAUCCGUUCGCCGCGCUCCUCUCCUCUGACCCUCCGCCGCCGCAGCCUCUUCGCCUGGUGCUCGCCACAGGCGACGUCCGCUCUGCGUUCCGCGGCCUCCCGGGCCUCGCGCGCCAGCUCAGCUCUUCCGGUGGCGGAGGCCACCCCGCGAGUCUUCCAGCGCACCGCCCACGAACGGAUAAGGGCGACAGGGAUAGAUGA